GCAGCAUAACAAUUUGGGUUUUAUCCCUGUACUGGUCGGACACAGAAGGGUUAACAAGCAACCUUACAAAUACCCACCCCCUUCCCGCCCUCACCAGUCUUUUUUCCUUCUGUCCUGGCCGGACCGGGGAUUUGUAUGCUCUACCCACUUGGUUCUUCGGGACCAGAUUCCAGGCACAGUUUUUCAUGCACUUUCUCUGCCUGAAGCCCCUCCGUUGUGAUCGCCAUAGCGCCUUCUCAGGAGUGGGUCCCUGUACAGCCGGGGGGAGGUUGCGUCUGUAGUGGCGCAAGAAAGCAUAUACGUCAUCAAAGGGCGCCUUAUUUUGCCUCCGAACGGGUGCAGUUUUGCCUUUGCACCCGCAUUGACGCAUCUGUGAUGGAUCCGGCUGCCGAGAAAGCUGCUACCUCGAAGGCUUCACGGUGGGUUUAGAACUACUGAGUGUUUUUGCGUCUAAAAAAGUGCAUUACUAAUUGGGUGUUUGUCACUCUAGGCUUACUUCACCUGUUGAAGAUACUGCCAGGAAAAGGCAAAGAUCUCAGGAUAAGGACAUUAGAGCCUGUAAAGCCUGCAAAAAGCCUACAUUACCGGGCAAGAGAUUAUGUGGUGACUGUAUUGCAGAGAUUUUGGAAGGUGACGCUGAUAUUCCACCUGCUCAGAAGCGUAUACCUGCUCAAGACAUUCCUUCAACGUCUAAGGAUGCUUCUCAGUCAGACUUAUUAGCCUGGAUUAAACAGGCAGUAGCCUUAGGAAUUCAAGAGGCAAAGGGUUCUGAAAAUCAGAUGCCUGCUGACCCGCAUUCUAAUCAGAUUGAGGUGAUUAACUCAGACUCUUCUUCUUCAGAUGAGGAGGAAGAGAAUUCAUUUUUUGAUAUGAAAUUUGUUCCAGACCUUAUUAAGGCAGUGAGACACACAUUAGUCCUUGAGGAGCAGGACCAAACAGACACAGGUGUGUUUUUUGCCAGGAAGAAAAAACAUGUCUUCCCAGUGCAUAAGGAGGUGCAAGAUGUCAUUUCUGCAGAAUGGCAAAGGAUGUCUAGGAAAGUUCCGGUAGAGGCAAAGAUGGAGAAGCUAUAUCCCUUUCCUCCAGAAUCCCAGGAAAUUUGGAGCAAUCCUCCAACAGUUGAUGCUCCAGUAGCUAGAUUGUCCAGAAAGACUGCACUACCAAUAGACGAUGUUUCCGCCCUGAAACAGCCAAUGGAGAGAAGGAUGGAAACAGAAUUAAAAAAGUUAUACAUGAUGACUGGAGCCAUGUUGAGACCGGCAGUAUCAUUAGUUUCAGUGAUCAAGGCCCUGUCAAUGUGGAUAGAGGAUUUAGUGCAGAGGACCAGAGAAGGGGAGCCUCGUGAGAAGAUUUUGGCAGCUCUGGAGGAUCUGAGACUGGCGACAUCUUUUUGCCUGGGGGCCGCUGGCGAUUUAACAAGAUUGUCUGCGAGAUCUAUGGCCUCAUCAGUAGUGGCUCGUAGAGCCCUUUGGCUUAAGUACUGGUUUGCAGACACUGCCUCAAAGAAUGCAUUAUGCAGGCUACCAUUUGAGGGCAAGAUGUUAUUUGGCAAAGCUUUGGAGGAUAUAAUAUCCAAAUCAUCUGGAGGAAAGAGCACAUUCCUUCCACAGGCUCCAAGGAGAUUUAAAGAUCCCCCAAAACGUCAAUCAGACAGGUAUUUUUCAAAGAAAAAGGACGACUUUAAAGCUUAUAGGCCUGGUAGGGAGACUUUUAGGUCAUCAUCUUGGAAGACAGGGCAGUCUGGUUUUUUUCGAGGUGGAAAGGCCAAGGCCCCAAGAUCUCCCAAGUCCCAGCAGAAGUCACAAUGACGGGAGGCCUGUCCAGCUUCCAAGAGUAGGAGCAAGGCUUCUUCAAUUUCAGGAAGUCUGGGCGAGACAUUUUCAGGACUCCUGGGUUCUGUCCAUUGUGAGAAGGGGUUACCGGCUGGAAUUCAUACAGAAGCCAAUCCCUCACAAUUUUUUUG
Xenopus laevis (African clawed frog) is the source of this 1963-nucleotide messenger RNA. RefSeq names its product lamina-associated polypeptide 2-like. Lineage: Eukaryota; Metazoa; Chordata; Amphibia; Anura; Pipidae. The transcript is spliced from 2 exons. The record is from RefSeq and is a predicted model, not a curated record. Bases 780 to 1808 code for a protein of 342 amino acids.